UUCCAGUCACUACACACACACUGCAUCUUUGAGAGCAAUGGAGAACCAGCAUACACGAUCUGUCCGUUCAAAUAGAUCGAAUCGAUUUCAGAGAAAUCGGAAAUCAAAUGGAACUGAUAAGCCAUGGAGCACAGCGAAGAAUGUUGAAAAAAGCUACGAUUUAGGUCCAUGUCCAUGGGAUGAUCAACAAGUAAAAGUGGUGUCUGGAGACGAAACAUGUCGAGCCGUAGUGACAGAACUACGAAAUCAUUGCAAGGAAUACAGUGUACUCGGGUUUAGUUGCACCGAACCGGGACGACGUAAAGGAAAGACUUCUUUGCUCAUGUUAUCAUCAAUUCAUGGACUUUGUGCUCUCUUCCCGUUGUCUGUCAUGAGAGGGCUGCCAAUCGAUCUGAAGGAACUUUUAGAAGACGAAAAUAUUCUGAAAGUCGGUGUUUAUGCAUCCGAGAUUGCGUUGAAUUUGACGGCCUACAAAGUAAUCACUUCAAGCGUAUUCGAUGUGCGAUACUUGCAACCAGAGAAAAAUCUCGUGAGAUCUACCGUUCUGGAAGAUCUGUCUGCCGAACAUUUGAACGUAAAAUUGAAGGGGAAAUCCCUUCUGGUCAAUCGUUUCUGGAAGCAUAGUGUACCUAACAACGAAAGUGUCGAUUGUGCUGCCAGAGCUGUGCGGGCAGCAAUUGAACUAUUCAAAACAUUCGAACAAAAAGAGAAAGAAAUUCAAAACGUAGCCAACACGCAGAAAAGUCUCCAGGAAUUUAUCAAAGCGAAAUGUCUACCUUUUCUGAAUGAAAGGUAUCAGUUUAGGAACGCGAGCGUAGUGCAAUAUUUGGAACCCCGUUCAGUUUUGCCUGCUCAGGAUAUUCAAGUUAUUAAAGACGCUUCCAAAUGCCGAGAAGUAUCGAAAAUAAUUCGGGAACAUUGCCAAGAGAACAAAUUACUCGGUCUAACCUGUCAAUAUUCCAAGAAAACUGUGACUUUACUGCAAUUAGCAACGUCUGAGGGACUUUGUGCACUGAUUCAGGUGAACCAAAUCAAAGAACAACCGAAUGAGCUGCAGGACAUUUUGAAUGACAAAGACAUAAUAAAAGUUGGUGUCCACACGUCUCGAGCUGUGCGUGCAUUGAGAGUCGAUUAUGCCAUCAAUGUGGUGAAUUCAUUCGAUCUACGAUAUUUGGCGAAUAAAUGUAAAAAUGUUACAGGAAAGGACGAUCUAGUUCGACUUGCAAAAAACUAUCUAAAUGUUGAUAUUGAGUCGAAUGAUUGGCGACUGUGGAUCACAGAUUGGAAAUCAGAAACAGUUUCAAGAGCUGCCAUCAAACGUGCUGCCAAUUUCGUUCAAGUCACAGUCGAGCUAUUCAAAUUUUUCGAAAAGAAACUCGUUGACGAAAGGUUGGCAGGUGAUCGUAAAAAAUUCGUUGACACAUUGUGUGCACCACAUUCGGAUGACGAUUAUCCGAAGCGUAAGAAAAACAAGAUUUUGGAUUGGUGUCAACUGCCAGAGCAAGAAAUCAUUGUGGUUACAACCAUUGAAGAGUGCGAAGCUGUUGUGGAACGUUUACGAAAACAUUGCAACGAAUAUUACGUUCUUGGCUUCGACUGUGAAUGGUCAUCAAAAGGUGGCAAAGUAGCGCUAUUACAAUUGGCCACACAUCGAGGACUAUGUGCCUUGAUACGAUUGUGCAGGCUUCGAACUAUUCCCGAUGUGCUCAAGAAACUUAUGAAGGACAAACAAAUUUUAAAAGUUGGCGUCGGUGCGGGCAGAGAUGCAACAAAAUUAUUUCGCGAAUAUUGCCUCGAAGUGAAGGGAACUUUCAAUUUGAUUCCUCUGGCGAAAAAGUGUAAAAUUCAAGCGAAAGGACUGGCAUCGCUAUCUGAAGAAGUGUUAAGCGUUAAACUGGAACACAAGGAAAAAGGUCGACUUCUGGGCAAAUUCCAUACGAAGUGGACAGUUGACGAAUUGGAUGCUGAUCACAUCAAAUAUGCCGCAGACGAUGCACACGUUGGCAUUGAAUUGUUCAAAAAAUUCCAUGCAAAAUUGAUGCCCUCCAAUGAAUCCGUCGAUCUAACGGAAAAUCUUGAUCGGUUCAUUACACUGCCUAUCUUUCACAAAAUAUUUUCUGGAUCUUCUUGAAAAUUCCCUUGAUUUUCUUUAUUUUCGUAAAAACGUUUUUCGAGAAAAUUUUACAAGAAAAUUCGCGGAAAAUUUGCAUAAAGUUAGGUAACAAGUGAUAUUGCAGGGAUCCGAUUAAGAAAUGAAAAAAAAAA
Messenger RNA from Bradysia coprophila, 2265 nucleotides. RefSeq lists its product as uncharacterized. NCBI's taxonomy places the organism in Eukaryota, Metazoa, Arthropoda, Insecta, Diptera, Sciaridae. Gene Ontology annotation, molecular function: 3'-5' exonuclease activity; nucleic acid binding. The record is from RefSeq and is a predicted model, not a curated record. Gene Ontology annotation, biological process: nucleobase-containing compound metabolic process. Gene Ontology annotation, cellular component: nucleus; cytoplasm.